CCAAUUCUCAAGGGGUCUCUUCAGCGCUUCGGAUCCCGACGGUUUUGGUGUUGAUUUCGUUUUUUCUUGACCUGGGUUUUUUGAGAUCUUGACGCUAAAAACAUAUUAAGGUGAGAGGAUAGAAGAGGUUUCUUGGGAGAGACGCAACCAUUGUUUAUGAAGGGUUAUAAGACAUUUAUUGAUCUUUAAUCACAAGAAUAAGAAGAAAAGAGAGAUCAAAGGUCUUGAGAAAGGGUUCUUGGUAAGGGAAACAGAGAAGAAGAUGAAUUGCUUUUCAUGCUUUUAUUUCCAUGAAAAGAAAAAAUCUCCCAAAGGUUCAGAUAAUAGCCGCCGUAGAAAUGGCGAGUUGACCGGUAGAGACAACAACAAAACACACCCUGAGAUUCCAAAUAAGACUGGGGAUGAGCAGAACAAGAACAAUGAUGCAGAAAAAGAAAUGACUAACAACAUUGCUGCUCAAACGUUCACCUUUAGGGAGCUAGCUACUGCCACCAAGAAUUUCAGACAAGAAUGUCUGAUCGGUGAAGGCGGCUUUGGAAGGGUUUACAAGGGGAAACUCGAAAAAUGUGGCAAGAUUGUGGCAGUGAAGCAGUUAGAUAGAAAUGGUCUGCAAGGGAACAAAGAGUUCAUCGUAGAAGUGUUGAUGUUAAGUCUUUUGAAUCAUAAGCAUCUCGUGAAUCUCAUUGGUUAUUGUGCUGAUGGAGACCAGAGACUUCUUGUCUACGAGUACAUGUCUCGUGGUUCACUUGAAGACCAUCUCCUCGAUCUAACACCUGACCAAGUACCGUUGGAUUGGGACACAAGGAUCAGAAUCGCGCUAGGAGCCGCGAUGGGUCUUGAAUACUUGCAUGACAAGGCAGAUCCUCCGGUGAUCUAUAGAGAUCUCAAGGCAGCUAAUAUCCUUUUGGACAGUGACUUCAACGCCAAGUUAUCUGAUUUUGGGCUAGCGAAGCUAGGUCCUGUCGGAGACAAACAGCAUGUGUCUUCACGAGUUAUGGGGACUUACGGGUACUGUGCUCCAGAGUAUCAGAGAACCGGCCAGUUAACCAUUAAAUCUGAUGUUUACAGCUUCGGGGUUGUGUUGUUGGAACUGAUAACUGGACGAAGAGUUAUUGAUACGACCAGACCCAAAGAUGAACAGAACCUAGUGACUUGGGCACAACCAGUGUUCAAAGAACCGAGUAGGUUCCCGGAGUUAGCAGAUCCAAGUCUGGAAGGAGUGUUCCCGGAGAAAGCACUUAACCAGGCAGUGGCUGUCGCUGCAAUGUGUUUACAAGAAGAGGCCACGGUACGGCCACUCAUGAGCGACGUUGUGACCGCUCUCGGUUUCUUGGGAACCGCUCCUGAUGGCUCUAUCUCUAUUCCACGCUACGAAGACGUUUCCCCUCCUCAGCCGUCGGCUGAAACGUCCCGUGAGGAUCCUGCGGCGGCUGAAGAACGGGAGAGAGCCGUGGCGGAGGCAAUGGAGUGGGGAGUAGCUUCAAGGGCACAUUCUCGGAACCCAAGUGCAGCACAGUCCCUAAAUCCAAGUGCUGCACAGUCCCGGAACCCAAGUGCAGCACAUUCCAGGAACCCAAGUGCUUCUUGAUUAUAAUUUUUCUUUACAUCUUUUUGUCUUUCUUGAUUUGGUUGUUUUUCUUUUCCCUGGCUUCUUUUGUUUUUGAAGUUUUCAGAGAAUAGUGAUAGAAGUUGUUACCUUCAUCUUCUUUGUGUUGGAAUGUUCU
Molecule: messenger RNA, 1724 nt
Organism: Raphanus sativus (radish)
Lineage: Eukaryota; Viridiplantae; Streptophyta; Magnoliopsida; Brassicales; Brassicaceae
Product: probable serine/threonine-protein kinase PBL26
Exons: 6
Coding region: 263-1588 (441 amino acids)
Biological process (GO): protein phosphorylation
Molecular function (GO): protein kinase activity; ATP binding
Source: RefSeq, a predicted model, not a curated record